Messenger RNA from Lacerta agilis (Sand lizard), 2842 nucleotides. RefSeq names its product SH3 domain containing GRB2 like, endophilin B2 (gene SH3GLB2). The record is from RefSeq and is a predicted model, not a curated record. The coding region runs from base 237 to 1484 and encodes 415 amino acids. The transcript is spliced from 13 exons. Gene Ontology annotation, biological process: membrane organization. NCBI's taxonomy places the organism in Eukaryota, Metazoa, Chordata, Lepidosauria, Squamata, Lacertidae. Gene Ontology annotation, molecular function: protein binding. Gene Ontology annotation, cellular component: membrane; cytoplasm.
UGGGUCCUCCUGGGGGGUGGGAGGAGGAGGAGAAAAAGUGUUGUGUGCACUCGAGGAUCUGCCUCGUCCGCUUGAUAUUUAUUUAUUUCCAUCCUCCCUGGAGCUGGGCAGGUGGGCGGAAAGGAGGGCGCAGGAGCUGAGCAUCCAAGCAGGGAGCGGCUGAGACGGAUGCCCCGGUAGCCUCGCUAGCUCGGCCUCCUCUCUCCGCGGUCCCAUUUUUUUGUGGGUGCUUGGGCAUGGAUUUCAAUAUGAAGAAGCUGGCCUCCGACGCGGGCGUUUUCUUCACCAGGGCGGUUCAGUUCACAGAGGAGAAGUUUGGCCAGGCUGAGAAGACAGAGUUGGAUGCCCACUUUGAAAACCUCCUGGCCCGAGCAGACUGCACUAAGAACUGGACGGAGAAAAUCUUACGUCAAACCGAAGUCCUCUUGCAGCCAAACCCUAGUGCCAGAGUUGAAGAGUUCCUUUAUGAGAAGCUGGACCGGAAGGUGCCCUCUCGGGUCACCAACGGGGAGCUCCUGGCUCAGUAUAUGAUUGAGGCAGCCAAUGACUUCGGCCCUAAUUCCCCUUAUGGGAAGACCCUCAUUAAAGUUGGUGAAACACAGCGGCGCUUGGGCGGAGCAGAGAGGGACUUCAUCCACUCUGCCUCCAUCAACUUCCUCAGCCCUCUGCGCAAUUUCCUGGAGGGUGACUGGAGAACUAUUUCGAAGGAGAGACGGAUCCUGCAAAACCGCCGUCUAGACCUGGAUGCGUGCAAAGCAAGGCUGAAGAAAGCAAAGGCUGCAGAGGCCAAGGCAGCGUGUGAGGGAGAUGCUGUGCCUGACUUUAACGAGACUAGACCACGUAAUUACAUUCUCUCCGCCAGCGCAUCAGCGCUUUGGAGUGACGAGGUGGAAAAAGCAGAACACGAGCUCCGGAUGGCCCAGACUGAGUUUGACCGGCAGGCAGAAGUGACCCGCCUCCUCCUGGAAGGGAUAAGCAGCACACACGUCAAUCACCUUCGCUGUCUUCAUGAGUUUGCUGAAGCUCAGGCCACAUACUAUGCCCAAUGCUACCAGUACAUGUUGGACCUGCAGAAGCAGCUGGGAAGUUCCAGAGGAGAAAUGCUUCCUGGAACUUUUGUGGGCAACGCAGAGUCCACCUCACCUCCGCCAGUCACUGCCUCACCCACCACCAUUGCUGCAGGUGCUGCCACAGGCCCAGCCGUACCCAUCAUUCCGGUGGUGCCCACUGUCAUUGGAGCACCCAACUCUGCCCCUGCUGUUGAAGCCCUGAACCCCAGUGAUGUGAAGCCCCCUGCCAGCGGGACACGGAAGGCCCGGGUCCUCUAUGACUAUGAAGCAUCGGACAGCACUGAGCUGUCUCUGCUCUCAGAUGAGAUGAUCACUGUGUACAGCCUCCCAGGGAUGGACCCAGACUGGCUCAUAGGAGAGAGGGGCAAUCAAAAAGGCAAAGUCCCCGUUACCUACUUGGAACUUCUCAGUUAAGCACACCUGCCGAGGAUCCUCCAAGCAAGUCACACACCCUUCCCGUGACCUGACAUCGUUUUUCAAAGAGGCUGCUGACCACGUACUUCCAUCUAAGGCCAUUUGCUCUCCCCCUUCACUCUGUGUUUGGAUUAAGGCACAGAGGCAACCAAUGAGCUUUCCAAGGUUCUUAAGAUCGACUCUGUCAACCAUUCCCACAAUUGGCUUCUAGAGUUGGUGGGACCCUCUAUGGUCCAAUAAGCCCUUUUGAGGAUGGCUGACAGGUGAAAUGAGGACUAGCCCCUUUCUUUUGUCCUCUUCCUACUUGUUUCUGCUGCAAUUAUUUGGGUCAAACCAAAUGGAAUUAAUGGAAGUCACCUGUAAUAGGCUGUGUCCUUCCCAUCCUUUUUGUUCCCGCAAUUGUUUUUGACCCAGGUCCUGCUUCUAGCUAUUUUAUGUAUUCUGCUGGAGUCAGUUGUAGGGAGAGCUGGGCAUCCGUGGCAGCAAAAAUCUGGUUUAUUUUCAGAUUUAAGAUAAGCCUUUUGAGUCCCCUUGCAAAGAAGAAUGUUUUAAAUGAACUACUGAGUCAGGCAGAGGAUGAAGGGGGUGGGGGUAAAGAGAUGUAAAUGUCAGCAACCCAACUGAAGGCAAAAUCCUCACUUUAUCCCAUUAUUAUUGACUCCUGUCAACAAUUACUGUGGCAAUGAAAGGAAGAUGAAAAACACUGAAAAAAUUAAUGGGUUAUAGUUAAGUCUUGGCCUGGUUUAGCUGCUUAAAAUACUUGCUAUGAUUUUAUGUGGGGCUGAUUUGUUUGUUUGUGUGUGUGUUAUUUCUGAGUUUACAUUUCCAGCUGUCUUUCCAGCUGACCCAAAAUAACAUUCCACCUUUCAAAAAGCUGCCUUUAUCCUCUCCCCCUCCUCCCUGUUGAAACUGGCAAGGCUCAUAACCAGAGCUCACUGCUCAAUUUCUUGACAUGCCCUUCGAUUCUGCCCCACAUUGGUUCAGCUUGCACAUCCCCAGCCAUGAGGGCAGGAGACUCUUGGAGUAAUAUGAGAUGCAUUCUGAAACAGCCCAUCCUUACCUAUGGGCCUCCUCCAGUUCUCACCUGGCCCAGGUAUCAAGUAAGCCAUAAAUCUUUUGCUGGAGACAAGAACCCAUCUGAGAGAGAGAGAAAAUGUACUUUCUUUUGUAGGACAGGUCUUAGUGCAGAUUAAACCUUCCAUCCUGCUGCUCCUGGGCUGACACAACCUGGCUGGCUUAUUUUGUGUUUUGAACUUUUAUUUUUUUUCAUCUUGAGCCUUUUGUGGAUUAUCCUGAUGUAACAGAUUUCAGAGCACUUCCAUAUGGUUGACUUUUGCCAAUAAAACACCUAGCCUGCA